Messenger RNA from Botrytis cinerea B05.10, 1263 nucleotides. RefSeq names its product Bcpaa1 (gene Bcpaa1). Gene Ontology annotation, molecular function: aralkylamine N-acetyltransferase activity. The transcript has 4 exons. Lineage: Eukaryota; Fungi; Ascomycota; Leotiomycetes; Helotiales; Sclerotiniaceae. The coding region runs from base 399 to 1217 and encodes 272 amino acids. Gene Ontology annotation, cellular component: cytoplasm. The record is from RefSeq and is a predicted model, not a curated record.
GGCCAAUAAUGACGAUGAGCUACAUGCCUGCAUGCCCGUCUACCUACCUGUCUAGGCACAAUACUACAAAGCAGCCUUGUUGGCACAUGAUCAGACCAUACGCCGUUUGUUCUCUGGUGCCUUCUCUUUCGGUCUUGGUGGCGCGGGUGCUAACUCUCUACUAUCUUCUCAUUCGACUUCGCUUCCAUCAAUUUCGCAAUUGCUCCAUACAAUACGGUGAAUGGACUGCUCGUGCGGAUCCCAUCGAUCUCCAAAUCUCAUAGAAGCAAUAUUUCACAUUCCAUAUUUCUGCCCGUGGGGACUUAGGUAAUCGCUCAAAUCUAGAACUAAUUCACAAUCCCUCUCCAUAAGGCUACUAGCAUUUCUCGGGUCCCAACCUAAUCUAGAAAGUUGAAAUUAUGUCGGAAAACGAACAACGUGAAGGAACACCUCAAUCACCCAUUUUAUCAGAGAGUCCCAAUCCCGUAACCCCACGACAAUCCGACGACCAGCAAGAACCUCAGAGAAAUUUUGUAAUCAUACCUGAAGAUCAGCGAAUCAAAAACUUCCAUAUGUAUUCCAAUUCUCAUCGGGAUCUUCACCCGUAUACUCGUCCUCUGACUGUCUCCGAUCUGGAGUCUGUUUUGGCCCUCGAGAAUAUCGCCUUCGAAGAUCCAAAUGAGAGAGCAUCUAGAGAAAAGCUAAGGUAUAGACUUACCAGAUGUGGUGAGCUAUGCUUGGGUAUCUUCUGCACCAUGAUCCCCGGCUCCGAUCCCAAGAUCGAGACUCUUGCCACAGGACAUCCUGUUGAAACCAGUCGAAGGAAUGGAGCGAUUAGUGUUCUCAUCGGUCAUGUCAUUGCAGCCAAGACACAUGACACGACAGCUUCGGAUGCAUCCAUGGGAGUUCCUGAAGGGUGGGAAGCUACUAAACCUCCACGUACAAAUGUUGGCCAUCAAGAAGAUGGCCGGACUAUAGUACUUCACUCGGUUGCAAUUCUGCCGGCAUUUCAAGGACGAGGUUUGGGGAGAGUUCUCAUGGCUGCGUACAUGCAACAAAUGAAUGGUGCUGGAAUUGCUGAUAGAUUGGCUCUUAUCGCGCAUGAUCAUAAAGUGAAUUUCUACAAGAUGCUUGGCUUUUUAGAGAAGGGUAAAAGCGAUGCUCAAUUUGGUGGCGGCGGCUGGUAUGAUAUGAUUUAUGAACUUAAGACUCCCGAGGCACGAACAGCUUAUGGUUAGAGAGAGAUACCCUUUACAGUUUUGGUUCACACAUGGUUCAUUGUCA